Messenger RNA from Aspergillus aculeatus ATCC 16872, 1213 nucleotides. RefSeq names its product M48 family metallopeptidase. Gene Ontology annotation, cellular component: mitochondrial inner membrane. Gene Ontology annotation, molecular function: metalloendopeptidase activity. The transcript has 9 exons. Gene Ontology annotation, biological process: mitochondrial protein processing; protein quality control for misfolded or incompletely synthesized proteins. NCBI's taxonomy places the organism in Eukaryota, Fungi, Ascomycota, Eurotiomycetes, Eurotiales, Aspergillaceae. Bases 37 to 1140 code for a protein of 367 amino acids. The record is from RefSeq and is a predicted model, not a curated record.
GUGUGACUAAGCUACGUGGUUCAUAAUCUGAAUAGUAUGCUACACCAAAAAAUAGAGCGGGUGCUCUCUCGCGUAGUUCCCCAGACAAAUCAGAGUUCUUAUAUCGCAUUGCAAAACCGUAUUACCUCGACCAGGACAUUCGCAAGCCACACCUCACGCUUCCGAUCUGUCUCUCGAAUCUUCUAUCAGCCACAGAGCCGUAAGCUCUCAAGCACCGGCCGUAGAUGCAGCAAUGGGAACUACAACCGAUUCAACAACUCCGGCCGGGGCCCACGGGCGCCGCCGUUGAUAUAUCACCUGUUGUCGCGGGCACGUACCGGACACUUCGUUAUAAUAGGCCUUGGCGCCUCGGCAUUCUACUACUAUAACACCGAGGUAGUGGAGAUGACUGGCCGCCGGCGGCUCAACUUCAUAUCCGUGCAACAUGAGCUAGAGCUCGGAGAACAAGCCUAUCGAGAGAUCCUCGCGGAGCAUAGAGAUCGCAUACUGCCAGACUCUCACCCCGAUGCUAAGGUAGUACACCGUGUACUCGAGCGACUUAUUCCGCAGGCACGCGUAGAGGGCGCCCAGUGGAGAGCCCACGUCAUCAAAGCGGACAAUGUCAGAAAUGCCUUUGUUCUUCCCGGUGGGAAAGUCUUUGUCUUCACCGGCAUCUUGCCUUUCUGCAGAGAUGAGGAUGGUCUGGCUGCGGUCCUCGGUCAUGAGAUCGCGCAUGUGGUUGCUCACCAUAGUGCGGAGGGUAUGACUCGGAAUUAUCUUCUGAAGUCUAUUGUCACGGUUGUCUCGUUUCUCUUCGAUAUCUCAGCCAUGAUCCCGGCUUAUUUGUCGCAUUAUCUGAUUAACUUGCCCAAUUCUCGGGUACAGGAGGCCGAAGCGGACGACAUGGGUUUAAUCAUGAUGGCUCGAGCCUGUUACAACCCGGAGGCUGCUAUUGCCUUCUGGCAACGCUUGGUAAACAACAAAGAAGAACAUGAGAUUCAUCAAUUCUUGUCGACACACCCUUCGAACGAAAGUCGUAUCCAUGCUCUCAGUGAGAAACUCAACACAGCACAAGCGAUCUAUCUGGAUGGUGGCUGCAAGAUGGCAAAUGAGUACAUGCCUGACUUUAGGAGAGCUUUCGCUUAUCACAGGGAGGUUUGAAGCACAUGGUCCCAUUAUUUUUACUGUUUGUACAUAACCUAGUCUAUGUAAAUCCCCAAUCCUGUAUCAACAC